Molecule: messenger RNA, 7400 nt
Organism: Thamnophis elegans (Western terrestrial garter snake)
Lineage: Eukaryota; Metazoa; Chordata; Lepidosauria; Squamata; Natricidae
Gene: FLRT2
Product: fibronectin leucine rich transmembrane protein 2
Exons: 2
Coding region: 1224-3215 (663 amino acids)
Molecular function (GO): protein binding
Source: RefSeq, a predicted model, not a curated record
CUCAAGCGAGAAAAAGGGGAAGGGCGCAGCUUCCAUUAGCUGGGAAGAGUCAGAGCCGGGACCUCAUUACGCCGAAGAUCAACCUGCGAAGGAGUCGCUCUCCCAGAGCAGGCUCCGGGACUUUUGCGCUAGAGAGGGACGAGAUCCUCAAGACACACGCUUCCCGCUCCACACGCCUCUGCAAAGUGCCCGGGGCUACUUCUCGUGAUUUGCUCCGGGUCCCGCAUACUUGGGUGAUCUGAUCUCCGAAAACCCGGAGAAAAAAGCUCCGUGGCAGCCUCGCGCCUCCUCUCGGCGUCCCUUUUCCCUUUUGCCUGGGACUUGGUUGGGGGGGGCGGGGGGGAGAUUCGACGCCUCUUUCGCGCGCGCCCCGCUGCUUCUCUCCCCCCCCCCCCGUUUCCCUCCUCCCCAACCGGGAGGUGGGAAAAGAGGCGUGCGCGUGCUUGCGCCUGCCCGGGCAUUCUUUGGGGAUGCUGGAGUCCCAGGCUUCGCGUUGGAGGAGAAAGGGGGAGGAUGUGGUCGCUGCCUCGUAAGAGAGCGAGGCGAAGGAAAGAGAAGGAAGCGCUCCGCAGAGCCGGAGCUGGCCGCAGCGGCACCGGAGGCAAGCGCCCCCAGCCCUCGGGGGAGAACAAGAAGAGGAGGAGAAGGAGGAGGAAAUUAGGGCGCCGAGGUCGGGAUCCCGCCUGUUUUUCUAAGCUGCAGUCGACCCUCCGGCACAAGGUAGCCCGACAGAAACCGGCGGCUGCUGCCAAAGUUUGCUCUGUGCUGCUCCGCCACAAGCGCCCGGGGGAUUAUAUAAGCAUCGGAGUCGGAGGUGGACUCUUAACCCAGACCUGCCAGAUUUCUGAAACCCAGCUUAAAGCUGAAAUGAAUGCCUUUUAGACGGAAGGAAACUGAGUGCACUUUCACUACUGAUACCAGAGUGAAAGGAAAAGCUAAUCCAACCAUCCUAUCUGCUGUCAACGUUUGGAACUUCUCAUUGAGGAUUGGCCUUCUGUAUAGGACAUAGUUACUCUGCCAUUUCGCAUACAUGGAGGAAGGCAUCAAAAUGUGUAAACCUGGCUAACAAUACAGUGAUUUUCAGAAGCAGACUGGAUGACAGUCCAGUUGUACAAGGAUUAUUUUGCAUUUAGUUUCUAGGAAUAUAACAAAGGGGACAAAAUACAUCUAUUUUGUUUUAUUUCUUCUUUUUAUUCAACUCUUCCUUCUUUCUUCAGUUAGAAAUGGGCCCGUGGACUAGAAUGUGGCCCAUGGACAGGUUUGCUUUCUUGAAAUCCCGGCUUGUUUUUUUUCUGGGAUUGUAUGUGCAGUUUUCCAAAGCAUUGGCCUGUCCAACUGUAUGCCGUUGCGACCGAAAUUUUGUCUAUUGUAAUGAACGAAGCUUGACCUCAGUGCCUCUUGGAAUACCGGAGGGUGUAACCAUACUCUACCUCCACAAUAACCAAAUUAAUAAUGCUGGAUUUCCUGCAGAACUUCACAAUGUCCAGUCUGUGCACACAGUCUACCUGUAUGGCAACCAGCUAGACGAGUUCCCUAUGAAUCUCCCCAAGAAUGUCAGGGUUCUCCACCUGCAAGAAAACAACAUCCAGACCAUUUCUCGGGCUGCUCUGGCACAACUCUUGAAACUGGAAGAGCUUCAUCUGGAUGAUAAUUCUAUCUCUACUGUUGGAGUGGAGGAUGGGGCAUUCCGGGAAGCUGUUAGCCUCAAGCUUCUGUUCUUAUCCAAGAAUCACUUAAGCAGUGUACCAGUUGGCCUUCCAAUGGACUUACAAGAACUACGAGUGGAUGAAAAUAGAAUUGCCAUCAUAUCAGACAUGGCCUUUCAGAAUCUCACAAGUUUGGAACGUCUCAUAGUGGAUGGUAAUCUCCUUACAAAUAAAGGCAUUGCAGAUGGCACCUUUAGCCACUUAUCCAAACUUAAGGAAUUCUCUAUAAUAAGGAAUUCAUUGACAUACCCACCUCCCGAUCUUCCAGGUACAAAUCUACUUAGGCUUUAUUUACAGGACAACCAGAUAUCACACAUACCACUUUCAGCCUUUUCAAAUCUUCAUCUCCUGGAACGACUUGAUAUUUCCAACAAUCAGCUCCGGAUGCUGUCUAAAGGUGUUUUUGACAAUCUUCGCAGCCUGAAACAACUGACAGCUAGGAAUAAUCCCUGGCUAUGUGAUUGUAGUAUUAAAUGGGUUACUGAAUGGCUCAAAUUAAUUCCUUCCUCCCUCAAUGUCCGAGGAUUCAUGUGUCAGGGACCAGAACAAGUCCGAGGUAUGGCAGUCAGGGAACUCAACAUGAACAUGUUGUCAUGCCCCACAACUACCCCAGAUGCCUCAUUUGUUACCCAUGUUCCCACAACAUCUUUGCCAACCACGAUGGCCUCUACUUCAUCACACUUAACCCCAAGUAGUAAACAAACAAGCGUUCUUCUUGCCCCUACUAUAACCACAAUCCCCACUGUGCCUGAGAGGAAUGAUGAAGAAAAAAUGACCUUUCCCACUGUUGAACGAUUUCAGCUGUUUAUCCACGUUGUAAAUGGCAGUUGCAUCCAAGUGAGCUGGCAUUCCCUCUUUAACGUGAUGGCCUACAAGCUUACUUGGGUUAAAAUGGGUCAUAGUCUGGAAGGAGGCAUUAUUCAGGAACGGAUAGUUACUGAUAAGAGGCAGAACAUCAGCUUGACAAAUUUAGAGCCCAAAUCUACAUAUCGGAUUUGUUUGGUUCCCUUGGAUGAUUUUAAUAAUUACCGCAUUGGUGAGGACACUGUGUGCUCAGAAGGCACAACAAAGGCUUCCCUGUUGAAUAACGGAAGCAACUCAGCUUCUAGCCACGAACAGACAACUUCUCAUAACCUUGGUUCUCCAUUUCUGUUAGCAGGCUUAAUUGGGGGGGCUGUUGUAUUUGUGCUGGUGGUUCUGCUCAGUAUCUUCUGCUGGCACAUGCACAAAAAAGGACGCUACACCUCUCAGAAGUGGAAAUACAACCGUGGGCGACGGAAAGAUGACUACUGUGAGGCAGGAACCAAGAAGGACAACUCCAUCCUGGAGAUGACAGAAACCAGCUUUCAGAUUGUCUCCUUAAAUAAUGAUCAGCUCCUUAAAGGAGAUUUCAGAUUGCAGCCUAUAUAUACCCCAAAUGGGGGCAUUAACUAUACAGACUGCCACAUCCCCAACAAUAUGCGAUAUUGCAACAGCAGUGUCUCAGACCUGGAACACUGUCAUACGUGAUAGUGAGGUGUGUGGUGAGGCAAUAUUACCACAAGCAAAAACCCAGAGGGGGCAAGCAAAAUUAAUCUACUCACACACAAAUCAACAAAAAUUACAUUUGAUAAAUGUUACGCAAAUGCAUUUGCGCAUUUGAAUACUCUGUAAUUUAUAUGGUGUACUAUAUAAUGGGAUUUAAAAAAAAGUGCUAUCUUUUCUAUUUCAAGUUAAUUGCAAACAGUUUUGUAACUUUUUGCUUUUUAAAUCUUUAAAAUAUAUAUAAAUAUAUAUAUAAAUAUAUAUAUAUAUUGAAGAAGUACUGUACAGGGUUGUACAAUAAGAACCCGAUGCCAUGGCAAAGGAAAUACAAAACAAAAUGCCUCAUUCUUCAAACGUUCAAUACUUUGAUUUUGGAGCUGUUUGGGGGAUUUUGGCUCGUAUAUCCAUUAGUUUAAGAUAAGUUUGUAUUACAAGAUGAAACUUUAGGAAUGCCUAAGCAGUGUUACAUGAGUGGAAAACAAUUUAACUUCAUUGGUGAUCUUUACAAAAAAUGGAAUAGUAUUUGUAAAAAUUAGAUUGGCCACCUUGCCUGCCUCUACCCCUUUAGCUCCCUUUAGUCAGAGACUAAAACUAGGAACUCCCUGGAUAUUGGGCUUAAUAAACCUGUAUCCUUCAUUUUGUUAAUUUUUUUUUCCAAAAGGUAUAUUACUUUGUUCGUUUCUUCUCAGAAAAGCUGGUAUGGAAUUCAUCAAGGCAUUUGUUAUUAAAGUCUCAUCAAAUUGGGAAUGCUUUUUAAAAAAAAAUUAAAAUGCAUCUAGACUUUUUUUGUUUUCUCCAGAAAUGCAUUUUUGAAUUCCCAGUGAAAUCACAUUCGGUCAUAAAUUUCAAAAAUUCUAUUAACAAUCCAGACUGAUCUUUGGCAGAAUACAGUCAAUACUUUCAUUCUACAGGUAGUCCUCAACUUAUGACUACAAUUGAACUCAAAAUUUCUGUUGUUAAGUGAGUCAGUUGUUCAGUGAAAUUUGUCCCGUUUAUGACCUUUCUUGCCACUAUUGUUAAAUGAAUCACUGCAGUUGUUAAGUCAGUCACAUGAUUGCUAAGUAAAUAUGGCUUCCCCAUUGACUUUGCAGUCUUGUAUAACCAUUUACAAUUACUUGCCAAACUGAUUUUGCCAAUUGCACAACUUGCAUUAUUUCAGGUUAAGGAAAUGUCCUCAACUUUAUCUGAUGCCUUCCAGAUUAUAUUGUCCAGUUUUGUACCUUUGCAAAAGGACUUCCUGGGAUUCUAAGCUGUACAGUUCUAUUAAUAUGGGAACAUGACAAAAAGAAUACCUACUCCUUUAGUGAAAGAAAAAGGACAGUUUCCACUGCAUCAUAUGAAACAUCUUAUGCUAUGCAUGGAGAAUUUAGUGCAGCUCUUAGUGUUAGACAAAGAUCCACUGAUGGUAGAUUAGCUAACGCUCCCCUUUCCCCAUCAUAUGUAGUCUCUGCAUGAAGUUGAGGACACGACUAUAUGAUGGCUUCAUAUACUGACAUGACUAGGAUAUUAGCCAAGGGAUAAGAUGUUAGCUGAAAUUAUGGAAUUGUAUGUCCACUAAACGUAGAGAGCACCAGGUUGGAGAAGGCUGGAUUAUAUUACCCAUAUUUGAUUUGAUUUUUAUUUAUUUUAAUCAAUAAAUUAGUGUGGCCUUCCCUUACACUCUUCUCUAUUUUUUUAAAAUCUAAAUAAAUUCACUCUCUCCAGUCAUAUGCAGAAUACUUGAGAAUUAAGCACAAUUAUCAACUCAUUCAUUUUUAAAAAUAACAAUUACUAUGUCUUGUCUGCCACAAUUAUAUUAAUUUAAAACAGAUGCUUAAAGCUAUUUUCUAAUAAUCAGGAUCUACAAAAUUAGUCAUCUCAGUAAUAUAUCCUUUAAUUAAAGGCUAACCAAAAAUCUCCUUUAAAAAAAGGAGAACUUAAGGUACAGAAACAAGAAACAUGAUCAGUAUACCUUCUCAGUUUACCUAAUCUGUUAUUAAUCACAAAACACACCUACAGAUAUAUUAAUGUUCAGCAACAUUCAGAUGGAUCACUACUUUGUAAGAUAGCAGAGUCCAAUAAUUUUGCAAUCCUUUAAUAAUAACAAGAAUUUCCAUUGGUAUUUUAGGCAACCUGUGUAGGUACUCUAUCAGUGUAGUUGCUAAACGUUGCUAACUAAAAGAUAGCCAUAUGGUUUGAAAUAUAUAAUUUUAGCUAGGAAACAGCUUUUCUCCCUUUUUGACUGAACUUUUUGUUGACAGAAGAUACAUUAAGAAGAAACACACAGAUCUGUGAAAAGUGUUGAAAGAAAGGCUUUCCUGUAAGCAGGAUGCCAUCUAAGUGGAACAGGGAUAACUUUAUGUAGUUAAAAAACCCUAAUUAUUUGCACAUGCCGGAUAAUGAGAUGUCCUCCAAACUGAAUUCCUUUACAGAACAUAAGGCUAAAUCUUAUUUCCAGCAUAAGGAAUGCCUCUGAAUUUCAACUGCUCAGAGUAACAGCUGUUAUUAUUACUUUCUCCUAAUCAGAAUCAUGUACUUGAGAAAUAUUAUGAUAGACUAAAUAGGCUUUUAUGUCUAAUCUAGGUGUUUCUAGUUAUGUUUUUCUAUAUCAUGAACCUAAGCAACACACACACAUAUACACUACCUUAUCAAUAAUAAAAUGAAGAGUCCAAACCGUAGAUUUGUAUCUUUGUUACAAUAUAUAAUUAUAUGAACAAAAGAAAGUAAAUACGAUAUUCAACAAUGCCAUCAGGAUUGAACCUGUUUCAUCCUAAUAAUCUUUGUCAGGAUUUUACCUUCUCCUUUGCAUUCCUGAUUGUUGUCUUGUCAGGAUUUUUCACCCAAUGACUAGAAAGAAAUUCUCCGUCUCAUCUUUGAAACAUGACCUGGUUUCAUUCUGUUCAGAAAGCAUAAGCAUUACUAAGAACACCAGUCGUGAAAGCUAUGGCUUAUUCCAAAUAAACAAUUUACAAUGAGUUCUUAACCAAACCACUUUUCAAGUUGCAAAAUUCCUAUUUCUAUGCUUCUAUGAACAAUUUUCAGUUGGUUUCUUCCCUUAGAACUCUUCCUACUUCUACUUUUCAUAAUAUAAUGGAUGAUUGGAGAUAUAUGUAAUCCUACAGCAUACACGCAUACACACACCUCAAGGUUUUUAUAAUAUGCUUUUACAUCUAUGUUACAAAGGACAAUUACUGUGUUUAUACAACAUGUGCAAACCACACAAUGAGACUUCAAAAUGGAUAAAACUUAAGAGAUAUGCUAAGUCAAAAGUUGAGUUUCCUACAACUUUAUAAAUGGAAAAUUAUCAAGUUUCAAUCUACCUAUUUUAGAUUAGUCAAAUGUUAUGUAAACCUAGUCAAGGAGAUCUUUAACAACAGUUUAAACAUGUCAGGAUUAACUUUAUCCAUUAUUUUAAAAAAUGUCCUGGAUACAUUUACUGUUUUAUCUUCCAGUUAGGCUCAUGAUAGUGCAUUAACUUAAUGUGUUUAGGCAUUUAAUACUAUUGCUAUUCUAUGCAGAAAAUUUACAAGCAAUAAGAUUUGAAAGAUUUGGUGGAAAGCUAGUCAUUUGAUCAUCUGAUGCUUUUGCUAGCAGUGUCAAUACCACUUGCUGUAGUUUGAAAGUCCAAUCCCAAAAUUUUCCUGAUCUAAUUGGAUUAUUUCAAAGAUAGUCAGUUCCAACGUGUGGUUGACUGUAUAAAGAAAAAAGGAUGUUUCAUUGUCCCAUAACAAAAAGAAUUGACUGUAACUUUUUCAGCAGGUUGGGACAUUUAUCGGCAUAAAAGUACCAUUAUGAGAAGCUGUUACCCAAUUUCAUAGAAUUAUAGAAAUAUUGAUGGUGGCGAAUGACUUGGCCAAAUUUCAAACAUAUAUAAGUAGAUAUUUUUUUCUACAAAGGAACAGGCGUAUGGAAGGAAAGCAUGACUUUCUAAAAGCAGUAGACUAUUAGAAUUUGAACCAUUACAUAGGAUUAACUCUCUAUUUUCUAUAAAAUGACUUAGUUUAUGAUCGCUAAUUAAUGUCAUGCAAAAUCAAAAUUUCACAAGAGAAUAAGAGACUAGAUAGCUAAUGAUAACAUUAAAGAUUUCUCCCAGUUCCCAUGAGUUUGUUUGACUUGGAUAAAAUGCUCAGAUCUUAUAAAAAUAUGAAUAAAGCACUAAUGAUUGCAGAGAAAUAUAUGCAUCUCACAAAA